UGACAGUGGCUGAAAAAGAAAACCCAAGCUCUUCAACCCAACCAGCAAGGCCUCCCAGGGCCAGCCCCACUACACCCUCUAACCUCUCCUCCGCCUCCCCCCACGGGCCUCCUUGCUGCCAACACACCCGGCAAGUGAAGCCUCAGAGCCUUUGCACACUGCACCCUCUGACCCAAACACCUUUCUUCAGACAUUCACACAGCUUCCUCCCUCUCCUUCGGCCUUUUGCCAGACUCUCUCUUGCUCCGCGCCUUCCCUGACCUCCCCGCUGGAAACUGAAAAUCUCCCAUCUGCCUUAGCUCCCGUAUUCCAUUGCACUGUCACCUUCUAAUGCUCUUGUUGUGGUCGAGGUUUCUAUUUUGUCUCCCUGGGAUGUAAGGGGGCCUUGGCCUGUUUUGCUCGCCGUCUCUGGGAACGUAUCGCUGGAAGAGAAGUUCCUGGUGGCCUCCAAUGGGGCGAGCACUGAGCCGGGAGAAGGGCGGAUGCGCAGUCGGGGGCUGGGGCUGUGGAUAUGCAGGCAGAGGCCCGCUGGGGCGCAGGGGAAGGACAGGGCGCAGACAGAGCGGGGAGCACCUCCUAAGCCCAGGGGCUGUGCCAAGCUCCGUCCCUUUAGAUUCUCAGCUAACUCUCUGAAACGGGGACACUUUAUUUCCAUUACACAGAAGGGAAAACUGAAGCUCAUGGGCAUGAAGUUGGACGCGGCCCACAGCAGACGGAUGCAUAUUUAUGGAGGACCUGCUACGUUGCCCGGCCGCCUCUGGGGGGGCAGGCGAGCCGACCGCAGACCCCGCCCGCACCUCGCUUGGGCCUCUCCCGAUUCCAAACUCCCUACCCAGACGGGCGCUGAGCCGAAACCACAACUCCCGAGAGGCCCCGCGGCCGAGGCCACGCGAGAACUGCCGAGGCGAGAGUGGGCGGUUCCGUUUGCUCGGCUCUCGCACCGCCCACCGGCGCCCUCGGAAGGCCCGGGCUGCCCUCGGCGCUGCCGCUCCCGAAGAGGCCUCUGGAGUCAGGCGUUCGCUGUCGACAGCCCUGCACGGCGCGGUGCGGGGGCUUGGCCGCGGCUCGGCGCAGGCGCAGUCAGCGCGGGUUCUUCCGCGGGCUCCGGCGCGUGGAGGGCGAGCGGCGGCGGCCAUGGACGACGAGGAGGAGACGUACCGGCUGUGGAAGAUCCGCAAGACUAUCAUGCAGCUGUGCCAUGACCGUGGCUACCUGGUGACGCAGGAUGAGCUGGACCAGACACUGGAAGAGUUCAAGGCCCAGUUUGGAGACAAGCCGAGUGAGGGGCGGCCACGGCGCACAGACCUCACGGUGCUGGUAGCCCACAAUGACGACCCCACUGACCAGAUGUUCGUCUUCUUCCCAGAGGAGCCUAAAGUGGGAAUCAAGACCAUCAAGGUGUAUUGCCAGCGGAUGCAGGAGGAGAACAUCACCCGGGCCCUCAUCGUGGUGCAGCAGGGCAUGACCCCCUCCGCCAAGCAGUCCCUGGUAGACAUGGCCCCCAAGUACAUCCUGGAGCAGUUUCUGCAGCAGGAGCUGCUCAUCAACAUCACAGAGCACGAGCUGGUCCCAGAGCACGUCGUGAUGACCAAGGAGGAGGUGACCGAGCUCCUGGCCCGGUAUAAACUCCGAGAGAACCAGCUGCCCAGGAUCCAGGCCGGAGACCCGGUGGCCCGCUACUUCGGGAUAAAGCGAGGGCAGGUGGUAAAGAUCAUCCGGCCAAGCGAGACCGCAGGGAGGUACAUCACCUACCGGCUGGUGCAGUAGCGCCCGGCUCCCAGCCCUCUGUGUCACCUCCUGGAGGUCCUCGGAGGCAGCCCCACUUCCUGCUCGGCUGGUCUCACCUCACACGGCAGACGUAACACGUGGUCGUCCGUCCUUCUCUCUCCCACGCUGCGGCCUGGAGACAGAUGAGGCUGUGGCCACCGCCCCCCAGGAGCCUCACCACUGCUGCCCUGGACCCCGGGGCGACCUCACCUGGAUGCUGAGCCCCACCCUGGGCCCUGCGUGAGUGUGUGCCUCCGGAGGGGACAGGAGACAGGACGCCUCAGGGAGGCCUGCAGCAGCUGGUGACCCACGGCAGCCCUGGCUCAAGUCUCUGGCCAGCCCCCACCACUGUGCUGUCACUGGGCCACCCGAGCACACCCGGGGCAGCAGGGAGCAAGCUGCUAUUUGACGCUGGGUGUUCUUAAAAAUUAAAAGUAUUUGUGUAAAUAAAGUGGCGUAUCUGGAGAAGCA
This is a messenger RNA of Zalophus californianus (California sea lion), 2238 nucleotides long. It is a transcript of the gene POLR2E, whose product is annotated as RNA polymerase II, I and III subunit E. Lineage: Eukaryota; Metazoa; Chordata; Mammalia; Carnivora; Otariidae. Gene Ontology annotation, cellular component: RNA polymerase II, core complex; RNA polymerase I complex; RNA polymerase III complex. The transcript has 8 exons. Gene Ontology annotation, biological process: DNA-templated transcription. Gene Ontology annotation, molecular function: DNA-directed RNA polymerase activity; DNA binding. The record is from RefSeq and is a predicted model, not a curated record. Bases 727 to 1767 code for a protein of 346 amino acids.